Musca domestica (house fly) is the source of this 2340-nucleotide messenger RNA. RefSeq names its product solute carrier family 25 member 44. The coding region runs from base 343 to 1356 and encodes 337 amino acids. Gene Ontology annotation, cellular component: mitochondrion. Gene Ontology annotation, biological process: transmembrane transport; branched-chain amino acid catabolic process. NCBI's taxonomy places the organism in Eukaryota, Metazoa, Arthropoda, Insecta, Diptera, Muscidae. The transcript has 4 exons. The record is from RefSeq and is a predicted model, not a curated record. Gene Ontology annotation, molecular function: branched-chain amino acid transmembrane transporter activity.
GUAAAACGAUAACACGAUAAAUAAAAUAAAUAUUUUUCGUGUGACAUUCUUUACUAGACGUCGAACUGGAAACUCGCUUAUUGAUGGCUUUCUUCAAUAAAAUCACUAAUGUUUAAUCGGAACUAUUUGCGAGUAGUAGGCUUUGUUCAGUGAGACAAACGAGCGAAUUUGUCGAUAUUUGUUGUUGUCUUCUUACAUUUGUCAUUCUACACAUCCAGCUGUCCAUAUGAACUCGUGACCUACGUUAUAAGAAGCUGCAGUGUUCGUGAAGGCAUACUGUGUGUGGUGUGUGGGAUCUGAGUAAAUUUUACUUUGCGGAGCCCUACACACACGUACGGAAAUAUGAGUCGUAGUGCAAUGUCGGUGCCUUCCAGCGGCAGCUCAGGCAACAACAAUAUGGAAACCUCGUCUAGUUCGACCUUUAUCAAAACCAUUGAGUGGGACAUGAUGGACAAGACAAAAUUCUUUCCCCUGUCCAUGCUGAGUUCGUUUUCGGUGCGUUGCUGUCUGUUCCCCCUGACUGUGAUUAAGACGCAGCUUCAAGUUCAACACAAAAGUGACGUUUACAAGGGCAUGUUUGAUUGUGCAUACAAAAUUUAUCGUUCAGAAGGUGUACCCGGUUUAUACCGCGGCUUCUGGAUCUCUUCAGUGCAAAUUGUGUCGGGUGUAUUCUAUAUCAGCACGUACGAGGGUGUCCGACAUAUUCUAAAAGAUUUGGGAGCAGGACAUAAUGUAAAAGCCUUGGUGGGCGGCGGAUGUGCAUCCUUGGUGGGGCAGACAAUUAUAGUUCCUUUCGAUGUAAUUUCUCAACACGCCAUGGUCUUGGGUAUGGCACGACAUGGUCCCAAGGCUGACCUAAAUCCCCUCGGUAUAGACACAAGUCCUGGUCGCAGUCGUAUAACAAUUUCCAUAGAUAUAGCCAAAGAGAUUAUGCGUCGUGAUGGAUUUCAGGGUUUUUAUCGAGGCUACACUGCCAGUUUAAUGGCUUAUGUUCCGAACUCAGCGAUGUGGUGGGCAUUUUAUCACUGGUAUCAAGAUGAACUUUGUCGAAUAUGCCCACCAUGGGUUUCACAUCUACUUAUACAGUGUGUUGCUGGCAGUAUGGGUGGAUUUACAACAACGAUACUUACAAAUCCAUUAGAUAUAGUAAGAGCGAGAUUGCAGGUUCAACGUCUCGAAAGUAUGAAAAUUGCCUUCCGAGAACUUUGGCGCGAGGAAGGUUUAAAUUGUUUCUUCAAAGGACUGUCGGCUCGUUUAGUUCAAUCUGCAGCCUUCUCAUUUAGUAUAAUUUUAGGUUAUGAGACAAUUAAGAGAAUAGCAGUUGAUGAGAGGUAUAAACAAAAUAUCCGUUGGUAAUACUAUACACCUAAGCCCAGCGAACGAACGACCUUCCUUUCUAUGGAGCUCGAAUCCAGACCCACCAACUAAACGUGGAAUGCACAAAUUCAAUCAUGAUGGUGAUGACGACAAAUUGCCCCAUAAUUUUACAAUAGCGGACAACAAACAGAAAACCGAAUGGUUCCAUGCAUUUAAAGAUAUAUAACCGAGUUUUGGACAAAAUGCAACACACAUAGCAAGAACAAAACGCUACACAAUACAAAAAACAUGAUUUUUUUUAAACCAUCAUCUAUAUAUAGAAUAAUUAGCCAAAGAGGUUUGUUGGCCUAUUAAAACAAAUCACCUGGAGCCCCCUUUGUAUUCAUCGCAACAUAUUGUUUUAGACAAUUUUCUAGUAAUGUAAGACCGAAGAUGUAACACAUAGUCAUUUCAAUCAAACUUCUUUUUGUACAUAAACGUAAAUACAAUUGUUUGUAUAUUUGGUGGUCUUUUUUUAAUUAUUAUUUGAAAACCAUGCAAAACUUUAAUUAGCCAAUUAUAUAGCAAUGACAGACAAGACAAAAGAGAAGGAGGCCUGCCUCAAAGUCCAACUUGGUCUUUGGGACCAGUGUUUAAUUGUUGUUAUUGUUAAGUUUAAAAGCCAACCUUUAAAAUAUAAUUAUAGCGCUUAUCUUAUGUGUUUGCUUGUUACAAUUAUUUUAUUUUAAUUUUUGUUGCUAGUUACAAUGAAAACUAUCUACCUGGACCUAAUCAUCAUUUGAGCUAACUUAAUUUUGAAAAUUUUGUAAAUGUUGUUAAUUGAUAAGUCAAUGUACCAUAAUACAAAUAUUUAGCUGCGAUAGAAAUUUAUGUAGAUGUAUUACUAAAAGAAAAAAUAUUGGAAUUUGAAUGAAAAAAAUAGCAAAAGAAGAGCUAUGUACAAUAAUUUAUAUAAAAAAAAGAACUUAAUAACAAACAAAACCGAAACUUGUAAUAAAGUACAAAUAAAAAAAUUGAAAAGCA